Molecule: messenger RNA, 2670 nt
Organism: Thelazia callipaeda (thelaziosis nematode)
Lineage: Eukaryota; Metazoa; Nematoda; Chromadorea; Rhabditida; Thelaziidae
Source: the annotation of a GenBank genome assembly
AUGACAUCCUCUUUGGAUGAUCAGCAAGAGCGCCAUUAUAUUGGUAACCUACUGUGUGAAGAAGAUGUAUUUGUCCCCACUAAUAGUUGUAACAUCGAAACAGGGGGAAAUAAUAGCAAUAUCUCGUCUGGGAAUGUAAUGCCAAGUUCAGGUCCAAUUGGCCCAACUCCAAAUCGUACUUUCUGGCCGGAACCACCGCCACCAUAUAGUCCAUGUUAUAUUAACUCACCUCAGUGGACAUCACUUAGCCAUCAAGCGCCAGAAUUACUGGCACCCUUGUCAGCUGCUUUAUCUUAUGGACAAGCACCUACUGCCACAGCGGUUACACGCACUGAUUUUUAUCAGUCACCCUAUGGAAGGCGCGAUGAAUGGGAAAAUGUGUCAAGUGCAGCAGUGGAUGCUUUCAUGUCAUCAGCUGCGUUCCCUUAUGCCCCUCGUCAGACGGUAUCGGUUUUGAAGUCUCUCAUGACAAAAAAUAAUACUGUGGAUAAUAUGCACCAGCAUCAUUAUAAAAAUAUAUAUCGUCACCACCAACAGCAUCUCGGAAGUGCACCGCCUGAUCGACGGUUAUUCACAGUUCCGCCACCACCAUCGCUACCACGCGUUUAUUCUGAUGUUGACGAGAGUAGUGUAUUACAUCUCGAUCCCUUUUUACCACAACAUCUUCCUCCGAAAGAAGCAAAGAAAACUGCUAAUAAACCCACGCAUGUGGAAAAUAUUUCUUUAAAUUUGUUACCGUCGGAAGUACUUCCAAAAACCGUGGCUUUACCAUUGGGAAAAAGCUAUCGAGAUGCAGCUUCUAAAAAAGAACACGUCAUAUCAAAUGCGUUAUCGGGAUCAAAUCCACCGUCGUCUGUGCGUCACACUUUAUCACUAUCUGGAAGUAAAGAUAAAAUUGUAAAAAGCGUUCCGUCGUUGCCGCAGGUGAACAGUAUUCGUCAAUCAAAUAACGAAAACACACAUUUAUUGAAAACUACUGCAAUUAAUGUUGCGAUUGAAAAAGAUAAAAAAACUAUUCAUUGUGUGACCAACCGUGUUCCUACAAAAAAAGGCCCUGGAAGUGGAAAUAAUAUUAUGGAUAACGAAUUCCAGAAGAUCACUCAUAAAAAAAAUAAGGCUACAAGAACCAACAAAAAUGAUUCAGUGAUUGCUGAUGAAGAUGGAUUGACUGGUAAUCAGGUUGUGGAUGCAUCGAGCCGUUUUGAUAUUUUACAAUCACUUGGUAGUCAGACCACAAAUACUACUGAAGCCCGUUCUACACAUCAAUCUGUAUCGUCAAUAGAAGACAGAACAGAAUGUCCUUCAGUGGAUACAGUACAGAAACCAAAGAAUGAGGAAUCAGAAAAAGCACAAAAGAAUAAUACAAAUGCAAAGGCACUAGCUGAUGAUAAGAUUAAAGGUGAUAAUCAAAGUGUGGUUAAACGCCCAAGCUUAUCUUCAGCUCAGCGUAAUGUUCUGAAGAAACCGGUGGGAACUCGAAGAGAAGGGGUUCUUCACUCGUCAGCUGAUGCUAAUAGAUGUGGUCGAAAGCAGCGGAACGCAGCUAAAAAACACGUCGUUGUAACAUUUAUAUUUUCCAUUAUCAAAAGUGUUCUCCAGUGGGUCAUGUAUCUUGUACUUGACAUAUCAGUACAGUUAUGGGAUAUUACUCUUUAUACCAUUGUAACUGGAUACAAAAAUAUCGUGUCUAUUUGUCGUCGAUUGUGGUACUCUAUGUUAGACUCGAUGAGGAAGUUUUGGGAAAGCAUUCGUUUGUCCAACAUCAAAAAAAUAUGGACACAUCAAGUGAAAGUGGAAGAAUGGGGUCUAAGUGAUAAUAUUCAAUUACCAGUAACAGGGGAUGAAGCAAUUGAAAGGAUUCUGAAAUGCCGUGGACGUGAUGCGUACGUAAUACUGGGUGUAAGAGCAGAUUGUAAGGAUGAUGAAAUCAAGCGAUAUUAUAAAAAACAAGCAGUUCUAGUUCAUCCUGACAAGAACUGUUCAAGUGGAGCUGAUGAAGCCUUCAAAAUUCUUUCAAAAGCUUUUGAUGCGAUCAGCACUCCUGAAGUUCGAAACAAAUAUAAUAUUGCUAAUGUACAUAAAAAUCCAUUGCACAAAGAGAUGGAAGAGUUAUGGGAACGUUUGCGUCAAAAAGUGAAUGAAGCAAGAAAUGCGAUGUAUUGUGAUUGUGGUAGUAAGCAUACACGUAUACCGAUAGAGGGUAUUCGAGCAUCGGAAGCUCGCUACUGCAAAAAAUGCAGAGUUCGUCACCCGGCAAAACAUAACGAUAUUUGGGCAGAAACUCGCCUUGGUGGCUUUGUAUGGGUUUAUUACGCAUGUUUGGAUGGUGUUGUUUAUGAUAUCACGCAAUGGGCUACUUGUUCGAGCAAUCAUUUAAAGCAUUUGAAAGCCAAUAGUCAUGUUGUGCAGUAUCGCUUGGUCACAGCCAAUGGAUCCGCUUUUAAUAAAAAUUCAUCUCAACGGGCAAGAAUUGGGCGGCAGCGUAAUUACAAUAAUCUCUGUAGUUAUAACCAAGGAGUGCUAGCUGGCGAUGGUUGUGCCUGUUCAGUAUCUCUUGGCUAUAAUGAUUUAGGAGCAAAGUCACAACAGGCGUCAUAUCGUCCACCAGAAAGAACUUCCUUAAACGGUGACGGGCCACGUCGUGCUGGAAGACGUCGCAAACAACGAUAA